Poeciliopsis prolifica (blackstripe livebearer) is the source of this 2264-nucleotide messenger RNA. RefSeq names its product serine/arginine repetitive matrix protein 2-like. NCBI's taxonomy places the organism in Eukaryota, Metazoa, Chordata, Actinopteri, Cyprinodontiformes, Poeciliidae. The coding region runs from base 40 to 2031 and encodes 663 amino acids. The record is from RefSeq and is a predicted model, not a curated record. The transcript has 6 exons.
GGGCCCCCAACCCGCCCCCCUGAGGUGGGUCGGUUGGUGAUGACCGUGGACGGCCGGCAGAAGCAACUGACCUUUGGCCCCAAUGACCUGCUGACCCUGGCCACCAUGCUGGUGGGAGACAAGGUCCGCUUCAGCCUGGCCACACACCGCCUCACCAAGGAGGAGCGCGCCACCUUCAUUGAGAUCCUCCCCGACUCCUUCGAGGAGUCCACGGAGCAGCGGACGCACGGGAUUGUGAUCGAGUUUUCCGAGGACUCUGGACUCAUCAAGUGUUCAGAGAACCCUCAGCUGUUCUUCAAAAUGUCCGAGGUGGUGGAGAAGAAGAAGCUGGAGCUGAACGAGAAGGUGGAGUUCAGCGUCGUCCCGCAUCCGACAGCAGACGGAGGGAAACAGGCCAUCAGGAUCAAACGCUUCACGGAGAAAGUUUUCCUCCCGGUUCGCAAACUGAGCGGCGUCGGAGCAACCAAAGGGAAGAUGACCAUCAAGUUGGCAAAACCCCCAGACGCCACUGAAAACCAGAAACCCGAGUCAGACAAACAAAAGGCCGUGUUUAAAACGAUAAAGAAGGACACCAGCGUCUCCCGCCACAAGUACCGUCGCAGCCGGAGCAAGGAGAGGAGCAAAAGUCGGAGUCCGUCCAGAGAUCCGUUUGGCCGCGUGGCAAAAAAGAGACGCAGCGCGAGCAUUGACCGAGAACACAGCAGCAGGUACAGACGAAGCAGAGAGAGGUCAAGCAGGCGCAGCCGGAGUCGCAGCAGAAGUCGCAGCAGAAGUCGCAGCAGAAGCCGCAGCAGAAGCCGCAGCAGAAGCCGCAGCAGAGAGAAAAGCUCCAGGAAGAGGAGCAGGUCCAGCAAAGAGCGCGAGGAAAGCCACCGCAGAAGGCCGAGCCCACCGCCACGGCGAGGCAUGGUGGUAGACACUGAGCUGGCGAGAAAGAAACGAGAGCUGGAGGAGCUUAACGAGAUGAUCGCCUAUAAGAAGUCUCUGGUUGACCCCAGGGGGCUGGAGCCUGGAGGCAGGACCUGCAUCGACUAUGACCAUGGCAGGAUCAGUAUGCCUCGCUCAAUUCUCAAGAAGCGCCCAGAAGAACCAGAUUACAUCCGGCCUCCCUAUGAUGACCCUUACUAUGACCGUCCGUACGGUCCGUUCCCAGGCCGCCGCUACGGCGAGACCUACGGCAACCCGUACCCUCACCCGUAUGCAGACCGGCCGUACGACAGCCAUCUCUAUGGCGACCCUCCCUACGGCGGAGCCCCUUCUUCCAGCCAGCGCUACACUGAUCGGUAUGACGUGUACAAUGAGCAUUAUGACAGUCACUUCUACGACCCCAAGUACAGGGAACGCGCCUACGAUCCUUACCCACCAUUAAAACAAAGUAGGUCUCCAGAACCUCGUGGCUCUUCCCCACAUUCUCCACCUAGCCAAGAUGCUAACGUCUGUGCUAAACCCAUGACUCACUCAGUCUCCACUUUCAGACCUCCGUCUCCCAUCGACUCUCCUCCAAGAACACCGUCUCCCAAUCGAAAGUUCACAACUCCCCCGCAGUCCCCGCUGGCUCAGAAACCCCCUCUGCACCGAUUUCUUGACAUGCUUAACAAGAAGACUGUUGCUGAGAAGACCUCGGAACCCUUGGAUGUUAUAGAUGACCUCCUGCCUCACGAGCGAGCCCUUCAGGAUGGCAAAGGCUUCUCUCGAAUUGUAGGUCUGGGUCAAGAGCGGCCCAGCAGCAGUCUGGUCCAUGAAGUGGAGAUAAAGCAGCCAAACUCCAAACAACCCUCAGUAGAGAAAACAGGUGAUGGCCAGAAACCAGAACCCUACGAUAAGAUACAAAGUCUACUGCGGUCAAUUGGGCUCAAGCUGAGCUCUGGAGAGGUUUCUAAACUGGCCAAUAAAGCUCAGGAGAAAACCUUGAGCUUCAAGUCAUCAUCAAUGGAAAGAGAGACGUUUCCUAAGAAGGAAUUGCGGAGCGGCAGGACUGGUUCUGUGGGAUCAUAUCCACUCUCCCUCCCCUGCCAGAUCUUCCAGCACUGAACCGCUCAGCAACCCGAAGUCGGCCAUUCCAGAGUAUGAGAAAUUCUUUGACCAAGAUGAGUUUGAAGAGCAAAAGAAGGCGCAACAUCUGCAGAGCCAUACCAAGACAACAGGGAGCGCACCAUCCACCGUCUCCUCUCCAAAACCACCUCCAGGGCCGCCUCCUGCCCACUACCGGCACCCAACCCCCCCACUCAACUGGCCUCUUGGUAUCACUAGCACAUCCCACGACC